CACCGAUACACAAGCGAGCGCGGUCUGGGAACGCUCACAGCUGACAGGAAUGCGUCGUAGCGGUAUCGUAUUCUCUUAUUCUCUCGCGCCUUGCUGGCAGAGGACAAAGCGGACUGUGUCGAUACAUCACGUCUCGAUAUCGUGCGGUAGCAGCUCGUCAAACGUGCCAGUGCGGAAUUACACUGCUUUCAGCGUAGGCACGUAAUCUCUACUAUCUCGAAUUGACCACGGGAAUAGGAACCUUCGAUCAGGGUCAUGCACUUGACAACGGCUAACGAAGAUCCGCCUCCGCGAGACCCCUGGCUACGAAGUCGGUACUUUUCCUGAAGGAUAGACAGAGUGACGGCGAUCUAUCGCUGCGGCAAAUGUUUCACCUGGGCCGUUUUCCGGAACACCUGGACACCGCUCAGAGAAGACACAGCAACAACCUUCACUGUAGCACAGGCAGGAGAUGCGGAGGAAACUACCGUCACUGACGACCUUGGGGGAGGAGCAUGUCUCGGGUGCUUCUUCGACACCACUUCUGAUUACCUUCGUCGUACUGGUCACGUGGCCAAACUGGGGUGCCUCUACCGUCUGUUACGCCAACGCGCUCAGCAAGGACGUCGGAGAGCCCUCGAAGGUCCAUCCAGGUGAUUCGAGUUUCCUGCUUCGAAAACCGAACGUUACAAGCGUCAGUAAAGCCGGCGAAAGCGGUCUUUUCCCGCCGAGAUGUCCGUUAACCGACUCGUGCAAGAACCGUUGCGGAGAGCCCUCGUACGACGAGGAGGAGUACACGUGCCACUGUGACCCUUCCUGCGUAAAAUACGGCGAUUGCUGCGUCGACGUGCAAAGACACUGUUCGCUGGAUCCGUUAGCCGUCGAGCAGUCCUCGCUUCGCCCCCCGUGCGUUUACGAAACCGAUUUUCCGCUAGACCUGUCCUUCUUCUUCUUGUCUACGUGUCCCGAUGGUGUAGAACUCAACAGCGACGAUGAGGAAGACGACGUCAAGGUUCUGGGCGAUGAUGGCAUCGUCUACGCGAACGACGCGCGCGCUCGGUGCAACGGUGCGACCAACGCCGUGCCACUUGGUCUGCUGGACGAUACGGAAGCGGAAAGUGGGAACCAUUCGACACGCUACUUUGUCAGGACUUGCGUGCAGGCCGUUAGCACGUGCAAGUUAGGAGAACGGUAUUCGACGGGCAGGAACCUGGAAGACCUGUGCGCGGCGUUUCAGGGCCCCGUGAGAUCGUUCCAGAAGCCCAACCGAAAGCGCAAGCUCUACAAGAACGCUUACUGUGCCCUCUGCAAUGGCGAUGUACCAGAUCUUCGCUGUCCCGGCGGCGUGGCGACCUACAGCCAAAAGGAAAUGGCGAGCUCGCUGUUCCAGGAGACUAAAGAGAAGAGCUACGAGGCCACGGAUGACAUUCCUUCGGCUUUUUCCAUUGUCCUUAACUUCGGUUUAGACGGAGUGGAAAAGUACAAGUUCUCAUCUGAAAGUAAAGAAACGAUGAUGCGCAAUCAACAGAAAUGUAAGGAAGGGUUCAUCUGGGAUCCUUUCGCCGAACUUUGCCGUCAGCUUUACUGCGGCACUCAGUUCACCUUGGUAAACUCGAAGUGCAUACAGAAACCGCAGGGCACUACAGAAAAUAAUGUAACGAACGCGCCCCUCUUCAAAAAUAGAAGCGCUGACUACAGUCGCAUUACAGUCGUGAUGAACAUCAGCCUGGACCGCUCAACCGAAGUACGCAUGGAGGACUUGAAGCAGUCCCUCACCAGCAGUUUCGUCGAACACUACAACAUAUCGAAUGAGAGAAUAAAGAACAUGGCUGUCGCCAUACUUUGGGACCCCGAAAAGGUGCACCAGUACCUAGAAGACUCGGACAACGUGUUAGUAGUGGAAGAGGGAGACUACGUGCACGAAGACGGCCACGUACCAGACCCUGCCAACAGUACCGGUUCCCCGGCAACGUUGAUCACUCACUUCGACCUUUACGAACCCACGAAAGACGACUUUGAGCCAUCGAUAAGCUCCAUCAUCGAUUCGCUGGCGGGAAGCUUCAGCCUUAACUCGAUUCUACUCAAGGAACUGAACACGACGGCGGCGGUGAGCAGCGUGCGAUCCAAGCCGCUUGUCCUCGAUGACUGGUGCGGCGAAAAGGAUGGAGGCAUAUGGCGCGAGUACUGGAACGACGAAUUCGUGUUCCUGCCCAGAACCGAGAAUGGCACCGGCAUCGGCAAGGUGUACGUGAACAAGACCGGUCGAACCUUCAAGGCGGGCGACUUUGUGGCCAACGUGCUCAUACGAGUCACCGGCGACCAGAAGUCGCCAGUGACUACGAACAGCAUCGUCAUCGUGUGCGACCGCGGAACGGGACUUCCCAAGUCAUGCCCCUGCGUCGAUUUCAACACGACACAGGUGAAGAUAUUCGAGAACGACACGCUCAUGCUUUACGCGGGACCUGGCCCUCUUUCCGUCACGUGCCGUCAUUACCAGCUCAUGCCUGAAGGAAAGGUAUGCCUAUGCUUGGACGAACUGCGACAGGGACUCAGAAUUCGCGGCCAACUGUUCGAUGGACCAAUCAUGGCCCUCGUCAGUCUCGUGCUGAGUGCCAUCUCGUUACUGUGUCUCGUGCUCGUGCUAACCACUUACUCGCUGUUCUCAGAGCUUCGCAAUCUUCCUGGAUGGAACAUCAUCUUCCUGACCGGUUCGCUAUUCGUCAUGCAGCUGACGUUCCUGCUGAGUCAGCGCCAGUCCGUACAGGGCGCUGCCUGCAGAGCUGCGGCAAUUGUGUGCCACUACACGGUCAUCAACUCCUUCUUCUGGAUGAACGUGCUCGCUUACGACCUGUACAAGACGUUCAGGACGAGUGGCAGCUCCAUGGGUGGCACGCGCAGGGUUUCCCGCCACCUGCCGUUUUACAUGUUGUACGCCUUCGGCACGCCGCUUGCUAUCGUGGGCGCAUGCUUGGCACUGGACUACUUCGACACCUUCCUCUCCCCGUCGUAUGGGUUGUUCGGCGUCUGUUGGAUCGUCAACAAACUGUCCGCGCUUGCCUUUUUCGCCGUACCCGUUGCCGUACUCCUGUUGUUGAACUUUGUCUUCUAUGUCAUGACCGUCUACUCUGUGCAUAGUGUAGCCAGGCAGAAGCCGGGCACUGUCCUGCGCCGCCAUAGCGACAAGGGUCCGGCGACGGCUGCCACGUACGUGCGCAUGGCAACCGGCAUGGGUUUGACGUGGGUGUUCGGCUUCGUCGCGGCUUUUGUGCGCAGCUCUGAAGCUGCGAGAACAGCCUUCACCUACCUGUUCAUUGUUUGCAACACGCUGCAGGGCCUGUUCCUGUUCUACGCCUUCGUGUGCAACCGCAAGACGUACCACCUGUUCCGGUCGCUAUUCUGCAACGUGCGCCGAGGAGCCAGGGCCAAGCUCAGCACUUCCAGCUCCGUCAGCUCCGUCUCCACGGUCACCAGCCAGGCCAGCUUGUCUUCCACGCGCUCUACGCAGUCGACGCGGACUGCGAUCCGGUAGCUGCAUUGCACAAUGCCGACAACCAUGUGCGCACAUUUGGAGUUCCCGCCAAGAGUACCACACUAUUCCGCCGUCAACAUGAAAGGUAGACGCGUGCGACCGAGUGCAGGACGCGCGUAGUACGACUGCGCGAAUAUAACUCAACAAAACUGCGAGUUGGGCAAGUUGGGAUAAAUUGUUCAUUAUGGUACUGAGUGUACUGAGCGCAAUCACGAGACACAGGACGAGAGAACAACGAUACAGCACUGCGUCAUUGUUCUUUCGUGUUUGCGCUCAGUACCACAAUGAAGGACUGCAGACCAUAUUGAUGCCAUAGUAUACGAGCUCAGGCUUCAUAGAGUUUGCUAGCUGCGGUGCUUCGUGGUGCGCAUAUGGCGUAUACACCGCAUGACAUGCACCUGCGAACGCAAAGGUGGUGCCUCGUAGUGAGAUACGUGGAAUGUAUUGGCUUGCUCCCACGCUUGCACCGCCAAGGGAUUUUGGGCGCUUGUGGUAGCUAGCUAGUCAAUGUUAAUGUGGUGACGGGAAGAAG
Rhipicephalus sanguineus (brown dog tick) is the source of this 4040-nucleotide messenger RNA. RefSeq lists its product as uncharacterized. Gene Ontology annotation, biological process: cell surface receptor signaling pathway; G protein-coupled receptor signaling pathway. Gene Ontology annotation, cellular component: membrane. Lineage: Eukaryota; Metazoa; Arthropoda; Arachnida; Ixodida; Ixodidae. Gene Ontology annotation, molecular function: G protein-coupled receptor activity. The record is from RefSeq and is a predicted model, not a curated record.